This is a messenger RNA of Homarus americanus (American lobster), 855 nucleotides long. RefSeq names its product cuticle protein 19-like. The transcript has 4 exons. Gene Ontology annotation, cellular component: extracellular matrix. Bases 66 to 659 code for a protein of 197 amino acids. The record is from RefSeq and is a predicted model, not a curated record. NCBI's taxonomy places the organism in Eukaryota, Metazoa, Arthropoda, Malacostraca, Decapoda, Nephropidae.
GGAUAUAUAUAUUGAGCAGCGUCCUGGAUACACUACAGUCCUCUGACUAUCUCCACAACAUAAUAAUGAACUUUAUGGUGUUGGUGUUGCUGGGUGUGGUGGCCGCUGCUGUAGCUGACUCCCCGGCAGCCUACUACUACUCGGCUCCUCAGGAACCUGUGGAGGAAUCAGAAGAAUCCGUCCAGGAACGUCAAGCCUACACCUACAGCGCUCCUGAGGAUUAUUCUGAAGAAUAUGAUGACGUCAAAUACGACUUCGACUGGUCAGUGAAGGACGAAGACUCCGGCAACGACUUCGGUCACCAGGAGUCUCGUGAUGGUGACAACACCAAGGGGUCGUACACCGUGCAGCUUCCCGACGGUCGUCUGCAGACUGUGACUUACUACGUGGACGGUGACUCAGGCUACGUGGCCGAGGUCAGCUACGAGGGUGAGGCUCAGUACCCCGAGUCUUCUGAGUAUCGUCAGUAUGAGCCACCUACUCCUCGGUACACUGCCUCUGAGCCAGAGGAGUCAGAGGAGGCUCUCGUGUACACCCCACCCAGGAGCCUGUACACUGCCCCCGAAUCAGAAGAGUCAGAGGAGGCUCCCGUGUACCAGUACACCCCACCCAGGAGGCAGUACUUCGCCCCUCUCAGCUCACUGUACUCAGCACCAUGAUCUCAUCACUGUCUCACCUCACUCUUAACACCACAAUGUGACACAUAGACCUUCACCACAGCCUGACGAGACGAUGCAGGCAUUACUCCUUAGAUCAUUAUUAUUAAUGUAGAAUUAAUGAUAUUGAUAUCAUUAAAUUCUACAGACUUUGUACAUUUCAUGAAUAUUUAUUCAUAAUAAAUCUUCAAAUACUAAA